Messenger RNA from Diachasmimorpha longicaudata, 3082 nucleotides. RefSeq names its product Splicing factor 3a subunit 1 (gene Sf3a1). The record is from RefSeq and is a predicted model, not a curated record. Bases 411 to 2693 code for a protein of 760 amino acids. Gene Ontology annotation, cellular component: catalytic step 2 spliceosome; U2 snRNP; U2-type prespliceosome. Gene Ontology annotation, molecular function: protein binding; RNA binding. Gene Ontology annotation, biological process: regulation of alternative mRNA splicing, via spliceosome; mRNA cis splicing, via spliceosome. NCBI's taxonomy places the organism in Eukaryota, Metazoa, Arthropoda, Insecta, Hymenoptera, Braconidae. The transcript has 5 exons.
ACGUGGGGCUCAGUUCGUGAGUCGAUUGGUAAUUUUUCUAAGCCUCCGGGAAUAUUCUAACCCUCAUUUUUACGAUUUUCGGGGUUUUCUCGAUUUCGGGGCCUCCUAAAACAAAAGGCCCACAGCCCAGUUAGCCAUUCCUGUACCUGACGGUAAGGACUUGCUGACAGGCACAGUCACCAGCGUAGUUCAUGCGCCACCGCUACGAAAUUAGGCAGUUGAAGGUGUCCCAUAAGUGUCGACAAUCUGCUGUCGAAUUCUCUCCUGUAUGAGCUCACUAGCUCGAAAGCUUCAGCACUUCAUUUCCGUGGAUUCGUUGAACUGGUUGGACACUUCCAAACCUCCUUUGAUCAUUGUUGAUGAUAAAAUAUGGUGAAGUGGUGAUUUAUUAGUACCAGUGAACAGUGAAAAUGCCAGGACAAGAUUCUGUUGUUGUUCCACCGCCUCCCAUCGAAGGGGAAGACGUUGCACCGUCUUCACAGCCCAUUGUCGGCAUUAUCUACCCUCCUCCGGAGGUUAGAAAUAUUGUCGACAAAACCGCGAGCUUUGUCGCCAGAAAUGGUCCUGAGUUCGAGUCCAGGAUUCGUCAGAACGAAACAGGAAACGCCAAGUUUAAUUUCUUGAAUUUCGGCGAUCCAUAUCAUGCCUAUUAUCAACACAAAGUCAAGGAGUUCAAGGAAGGAAGGGGACAGGAGCCAUCGGUGGGCACAGUGGGUACAGUUAGGGGAGUCACUCUGAGUGCUCACCAGAAGCAACAGGAGAUCCUCAAGCAAGUGGAACAGCCUUUUAUACCGAAGGAUCCACCAGCUGAGUUCGAGUUUAUCGCAGACCCACCUUCAAUAUCUGCCUUAGAUCUAGACAUCGUAAAGCUGACGGCGCAGUUUGUAGCUCGAAACGGUCGUCAGUUUCUCACGAAUCUGAUGAACCGUGAGCAGAGAAACUUUCAAUUCGACUUUCUGCGCCCCCAACAUUCCCUCUUCCAGUACUUUACGAAGCUCCUGGAGCAGUACACAAAGGUCUUGAUUCCCCCGAAGGACCUCCUCCCUCGUCUCCGGGAGGAGUCCACCUGGAUGGACAGUAUCUUGGAGCAGGUGAAGUACCGAUCAGAGUGGCUGAAGUACCAGGAGGCCCAGCGCCGCAAAGAGGAGGAAGAACUUGAACGCGAGCGCGUAGCUUACGCCCAGAUUGACUGGCAUGAUUUUGUUGUCGUGGAGACUGUGGACUACCAGCAAUUCGAGGUCGGCAAUUUUCCAGCUCCAACGACCCCAGACGAAGUGGGAGCCCGAGUACUGAUGCAGGAGAGAAUCGAGGAUGGGGACGAUGUGGAGAUGCAGAUCGAGUCUGAUGGGGAUGACGAAAUGCCUCAGAGAACAGAAACUGAUAGAGAUCGAUCGGCGAAGGAUAAUAAUCAGGUCCAGGACAUGGAGGAGGAUUCCAGUGACGAAGACACACCGAACGAGCCUCCAAAUGCCCCUGGCAGCCGAGGAACCAUGCAGCCUCCACCACUGCCCCCAGCCCCAGGGAACGUGAUCAUCCGCAAGGGUUACGAUCCCAAGCAGCACAGCCAGAAGGCGAGACCAGUGCCCUCAGACGUCAUUCUGGUGUCCCCCCUAACGGGAGAAAUUCUGGGAAAGAAGGUGGAGGAGCACAUGCAUAUUGGACUGUUGGACUCUCGCUGGGUGGAGCAGAGGGACAAGCACCAGGAGAAGGUGGACCAGGAGUCGGUUUACGCCUCUGGAGCUGCUGUCAACGCCUCCUUGAAGCACUUGGCUGAGAGACGUACUGAUAUUUUCGGUAUUGGAGACGAGGAGACGGCGAUCGGUAAGAAAAUUGGUGAGGAGGACACAAGGAAGGACGAUAAAGUCACUUGGGAUGGACAUACAUCGAGUGUUGAAGCUGCUACUAGGGCUGCAAGGGCUAACAUCACGUUGGAGGAGCAAAUUCAUCAGAUUCAUAAGGUAAAGGGUCUCCUCCCCGACGAGGAGAAGGAGAAAAUCGGUCCUAAACCGGUGACAAGUCGAGCAGCAGAGUUGAAUCACAUGGCAGCAGUUGCCUCCAAGCCCCAGGCUACCCUGAAGGCCCCGCCCAAGCCCCCAGUGCCAAAGCCCAUUCAAGUCCCCCAACAACCGCCACCUCCGACCAUGACAAUGCACAUGGGAAUGCCCCAGGCGCCAAUGAUGCCUCCUCAGCCCCCCAUGAUGAUGAUGGCACCAAUGCCACCCAUCAGGCCUCCACCCCUUAUGACACCGUCAAUGUCUCCCUUCAUGCCCGCCCCACCGGUCAUGCAGCCACCGAUUCCCCAGCAAAUGGGUAUGAAGCAUCCGAUGGAGAAUGCUCCGGAGGAGGAAUCCCCCGCGAAAAAAGCCAAGACAGAGGACUCCCUCAUCCCUGAGGCGCAGUUCCUCGCUAGGCAUAAGGGACCUGUCCAGCUCAGCGUUGUCGUACCACUCAUGACUGAUAAACCUGAUUGGAAGCUCAAUGGACAAACUCUCAGCAUCACUCUCCAGCCGAAUGAUACUGUGGCUACGCUCAAGGCUAGUAUCUGCGAGAUGAUUGGAAUGCCUCCUGGGAAACAGAAGAUCCAGACCGAGGGGAUAUUUUGUAAGGAUCUUAAUUCCCUUGGGUACUACAAUCUCAGUAGUGGGAGUGUCGUCAACCUACUGCCUAAGGAGAGAGGCGGUAGGAAGAAGUAAAAUUGAAGAUUUAUUGUUAAUAAUCGAUGGAUUUUAAUCGACUGUGGAAGGUAAAGCUUUUGAGUAUUAAAUCGUCUGAAUUAAAUGAAUUUCUAAUCAGAUUUGAUAAGUUUUACUUCAUCACAGUUACGAAAUUGAUAAGAGAUUCAAUAAAAAAAAAUUCAGUGAAAGAUGAAUUAAUAGAAGUGGAACUGAAGAGGUGGAAGUAAUUGGGGAAAAUGAGGGGAAACGAAAGGGAUUUCUUGGCUCAUAAAAAAGUUUAUGACUUGAUAAUUUUGCUUAAUCAUCGAUCAAGAAAUUUUUGGGAAAAAAAAUUUAAUAGUUUUGUGUGGAUGUACGGUAUGAGCUGAUUCAGAGGAAUAAAUUUCGAUUUUUCGGAAUAAAGUCAA